AAACCGUCCACACGUGCGCUCCCAACUGAUCCAGUCCAAACACGAGCCCGGAGCCGCGCAACCUCACCGGCGGCGGCGGUCGCGUCGCCGGCGGUGGCGGAUGGCCUCCACCUCCACCUCUGGCGGCGGUGCGCGGCCGUGGCGCACAGCGCUGCUCACCCUCCGCGACGAGUCCCUCGCCUCGCCCUCCCCCACGGCGCUGCUCGCGCUCCUCCGCGGCGUCCUCCUCUCCCCCACCUCGCCCUCGCUCGCCGCGUCCGCCGCCGCGCUCUCCCCUCACGAGGUGGGCUCGGAUGUGGCGUUCCUCGCGGAGACCGCCGCGGCGGCGGCCUCUUGCCCCGGUGCCGACGACGCGCUGCGCGGCGUCGGCCAUCUGAUUCAUGAUAUCAUGUGCAAAACAAAUAUGGAGAUUGACUCUUCUGGUUGGCUUGCAAUAUUGAAGUUUCUUGAUGCACUUGUGAAAUGCUCGAUUGAGGGAGCAUGUGUGAAGGGCCUCUCUAGUAGGACAGCUGCACUGAAUACAGCAUCUGAAUGUUUACAGAUCCUCAGGUUUUGGAGCCGGGAUUAUGGAAGAAGUAUUUCGUUAACUGAAAAUUCACAUUCACUAGUUGUGCUCAUCUCGAUUGUAUCAUGCUUGCUAGCUGAACUGAACCUCUCUGAUAAACCAAAUGGCACUGGCAUUUCUUCCCACGAUUCUGGAUCAGCGAAUAAUAAAAUUUCCAAUACAUGGGAUAUGAUAAUAUCUGCAUUUUCCAUCGUGGAAGAUAUAUUAUGUAAGAUUGCAUCAAGUAUGACGGAAGAUUUGUGGCAGUCUGUCAUUGUGGUCUUGAGAAAAGUUAUGGAUUUUGUGACAGCAAGGAACCUUAUUAUAGAGAGUAGUGUCAUGUCAAGAUUUUAUACUUCCUUUCUUCAUUGUCUACAUUUGGUUCUUUCAGACCCCAAAGGACCACUUUCAGGGCAUGUUGCAGGGUUUGUGGCUAAUCUGCAAAUGUUUUUCGUAUAUGGGUUGAGAUCAGCUUCGCCUCCUGCACUAGUUCCAAAACAAAUCGGAACAGAUUCAAAGCCUAGAGCUUCACAUCGUGGACGAUAUAGACCACCUCAUUUGCGGAACAAGGCUGGAAGAGAGAACGAUUCACUAGAAGGUCCAAGUUCAGAUAGUGAAUAUUCUCGAUAUGAUUUAAGUUCAUCAGAUUCAGAUCUGAGUGAUAGUGAUGGUUAUGCAAAAAAUGGAGACCGCUUCCGGAGUUCAAAGGCUAGAUUAGCUGCCAUCCUUUGUAUACAGGAUAUCUGUCGUGCUGAUCCAAAGUUACUUACUUCGCAAUGGCCAGUACUUUUGCCCGAGAAUGAUGUUCUUCAACAAAGGAAACAUCAAGCAACUCUUAUGACAUGCUUGAUCUUUGAUCCUGUAACGAAGGUACGUGUUGAGGCAGCAUCAGCCAUUGCUACCAUGCUGGAAGGGCAAGCGUUAGUUUUGACACAAGUUGCAGAGUAUAAGGAGUCAUCCAAGCGUGGAUCUUUCACUGCACUAUCUUGUUCGCUUGGUCAAAUCUUGAUGCAACUGCAUACAGGAGCACUAUACUUGAUACAACGUGAAACUCAAGCUACUUUGCUUGCGGCAUUGUUCAGAGUUCUCAUUCUUAUGAUAUCUGCUACACCGUAUGCUCGGAUGCCAAAGGAGUUGUUGCCAACAGUUAUUAAAGUCAUGUGCAGUAGGUUACCAAACACACACUCAAAUAAGAAUGAACAUUAUGUCUUGCUGGUUAACGUUCUAAGUUGCUUGGAGGCAGCAUUUUCAAAGGUGCUACCUACUUUGGAUGUCUUUGCGGUUCUCACUCAAGAUUGUGUUGCCGGGCCAUCUCAUGGUCAGCAAGAAUCAAGUGUGAUAGCUGUUCUUCUUCAUUGCAUAGAAGAGGAAAUGCAUUUCAGCAUUAGAUGUGGAGCUUUCCAGGUGUUGAGAUCAGCCGUUCACAAUUACCCAAGUUGUGCAAACAUGAUCUGGGAAAAAAUUCGAGACAAUGUUCUUGAUUUGUUGCAAAUACAAAGCUUUGAAGACCAAAAGUUGGAUGCUAACUUUGGGCCUCCUGGACCUAAAGAAGAAUCAUCUAUCAAGGGAAGGUGUCUUGUGGCUGGAAUAAAGGUAAUGGAUGAGUGUCUGCGCGUUUCAUCUGGAUUCAAGGGAGCAGAUGACAUCAAAGAAUAUAGAUUAAUGGAUAUUCAGCAUAUUUCGGAUUGUACCAUAAACAAAGUUAUUAAAUCUGCACCCCACUUCGAAGUUGAAGUUGCUGGAUCGUCACAAAAUUGCACUUUGGAUAUAACACUUGGAACUAGCCGUUGGAUUGAGGUGAUAGAGACUCAUCUCCCUCGCGGGUUAUCCCAUGACUCUGCUAUGGUCAGGACGGCAUCACUGACAUGUUUUGCUGGCAUGACUUCUGAUGUUUUCUUCUCCCUGCCAGAAAAUAAGAGAGACUAUGUGACCACCACAUCUGUCCAUGCAGCAUUAAGUGAUGUGGUUCCUAGUGUAAGAUCAGCUGCAUGUCGAGCUAUUGGCAUCAUCGCAUGUUUCCCUGAAAUACUGGCUAGCCCUAGCCUACCUGGCAAGUUCAUAGAUGCCAUUGAGUUUAAUACACGGAACCCAUCAGCUCCGGUUCGUGUUACCGCUUCAUGGGCUUUGGCAAAUCUCUGCUCUUGCAUUCGUUUUAAAGCAUUGGAAGUGCAUACAGAUCCCUAUGGAGGCGUACUGAACAAAUCAAGCAUAUCUCUGCUGGUUGAAAUUGCUUUGCGUCUGGCCAAAGAUGUUGAAAAAGUAAAAUCGAACGCUGUUAGAGCUCUUGGUUAUCUUUCAAGAUUUAUCAGAUUCAAUCACCAGGUUGAUGCAAUAAAUGACCCAAGUGAUUCAGGUUUUUAUGGUGAUCCUGUGUGGCUUGAAAGAAUGGUACAGGCUUUGAUUUCCUGUGUGACAACUGGGAACGUGAAGGUCCAAUGGAAUGUUUGUCAUGCUCUUAGCAACUUAUUCAUGAAUGACUCCUUGAGACUUCAAGACAUGCCCUGGGCAUCAAGUGUUUAUAGCAUACUUCUACUGCUAAUCCGCAACUCGAACAAUUAUAAGAUAAAGAUGCAUGCAGGUGUUGCUUUGGCAGUGCCAGUAUCAAGGCUUGAUUAUGGUAGCUCAUUUCCAGAUGUUGUUCAAGGCCUUGUGCAUGCUCUCGAGGCAUUGUGCUCAAACAAUUCAUCAUUACCUUCAAAUUUCAAACAGAAAGGGAACCUUGAGAAGCAGCUUACAUUUACUGCUCUUCAUUUGCUUGGGUUCGUUUCGCCAAAUGAUGACCCAAGCCUGAAAGAUUUUCUUAUCAAGAAAGCAUCCUUUCUAGAAGACUGGCUUAAAUCAUUAUGCACAUCAUUCAGUAACACCGAGCACCAGCCCUUACCAAUGGAGGCCAUAAAUGAGGAGGAUGGUUUCAGCCCAAAUGUGACGCAGAAAGUUAUGCUAUCUUCCGCCGUUCAGUCCUUGCUUGGCAUAUAUGCUGGUAGAAACCAGCAGGCUAUCACCCAGAGAUUUGAGCAACUGGCUGCAAGCCUCGUGAAUGGUGAAUAGUCGCUGUGGUCUCCACUCUCCAUUAACAAGCAGCAAGAUAUUGGUCGUCUACCCCUCGGAUGGACAGCCCAUCCAGCAAUGGAUUCGUGAAGUCUCCCGAGUUAAGAGACAGCAUGACUUUAAUUCCAAAUCCCAUUAACUCCAUCAAGAUUUCGAGAGUACGAGUCGUCGGCAGUUGUUCUGGAUCUUGGCCGUCCAGGAAAGCAUAGUUUAGUCGAUGCGUACUCGUGUGUGUAUUUAUUGUGAAAUAGUUUUUUUGGUUUUAUUGCAGGUGGUCAUGUUUCUACGCCUUCUGUAAAAUAGUGACUCGACGUUUUUUGUUGUUGUAACAUUACUACUGUGAAUACGUGUAGCAUUAUGUAUAUAAUGGACCUUUUUCCUGUUUAUCUUGA
This is a messenger RNA of Setaria italica (foxtail millet), 3984 nucleotides long. Its product is annotated as HEAT repeat-containing protein 6. The record is from RefSeq and is a predicted model, not a curated record. Bases 101 to 3592 code for a protein of 1163 amino acids. NCBI's taxonomy places the organism in Eukaryota, Viridiplantae, Streptophyta, Magnoliopsida, Poales, Poaceae. The transcript has 28 exons.